Molecule: messenger RNA, 1186 nt
Organism: Erythranthe guttata (spotted monkey flower)
Lineage: Eukaryota; Viridiplantae; Streptophyta; Magnoliopsida; Lamiales; Phrymaceae
Product: MATH domain and coiled-coil domain-containing protein At2g42460
Molecular function (GO): protein binding
Source: RefSeq, a predicted model, not a curated record
CACAACACUAUUUAUUUUUCACAAACGUCUACAAUCUUUAAUCUCUUUGACGUAUUAUUAAUUCCUUCAUCAAUGGCAGCAGACCUUUCAUUCCCUCAACAAGAUGGUGUGUCAAGAUCAGUUUCAGAUACAACACCGGCACAUUGUAUAGUCAAAAUUCAGUUAUUUUCACAACUCGCAAAGAACAACAUAGAGAGCUAUACUUCUAGUGAUUUCGAAGCUGGAGGAUACAAAUGGAAAUUGGUUGUUCACCCAAAUGGAUACAAAAACAAAGGCAUUACCGAUCAUAUCUCCCUAUACUUGGUUCUCGCCGAAUCGAAUUCAUUCAAUCCCGGUUGGGAGAUUCGAGCAUUUUUCCGACUUUUUCUACUUGAUCAGAACAAAGACAAUUUCAUAACCCUCCAAGACACAACAGAAAACGGGAGGCGGUUUCACGGAAUGAAACUCGAAUGGGGAUUCAAUAAGUUCAUCCCUCUCGCAGCCUUCAUGGAUCCUUCCAAUGGAUAUCUGGUCAACGACAAUUGCGUAUUUGGAGCGGAGGUUUACGUUUGUCGAGAAAAACUCUCAGGAAAAGGAGAAUGUUUAUCAAUGAUAAAGGAUCCAAUUACCUAUAAAAGCACUUGGAGAAUUGACAAUUUCUCCGGUAUAACCGAUGAAAGUGCAGACUCCAAGCCAUUCACUUCUGCUGGUCAAAAAUGGAAGAUACAAGUCUAUCCUAAGGGAAAAGGGAGUGGCCUUGAUAGCUACGUAUCUAUGUAUCUGACUUUAGCUGAACCAGAAACAUUGCUACCGAAAACUAAACUAUAUGCUGAAUUUACGAUACGCAUUCUAGACCAACUUAAUCGAAACCACUAUUUUGGAACUGCUAAUUAUUGGUUCAGUGCAUCAAACCCAACAUGCGGUUGGCCAAGAUACGUUUCCCAAGGUUAUAUUGUAUCGUCUGCGGCCGGUUUGCUUGUGAAAAAUAUAUGCCUCAUUGAAGCAGAAGUCAAGGUUCAUGGUGUGGCUAAUGCUCUAUGAUAGGUUUAUGUAUAUGUAAAUGAUGAUUUAAUAGUAUUGUAUUAUAUCCGAUGUAGCUUAUCCCUUAACUACAAUAAAAAGAAUUGAUCCCAUCCCACAUCGAUUUGAUAGUAAAACUCUUGUGAUGUUUUAUUUAUUUAAUCUUAGCAUAAUCAACAUUUGAAGG